This is a messenger RNA of Rotaria sp. Silwood2, 621 nucleotides long. Lineage: Eukaryota; Metazoa; Rotifera; Eurotatoria; Philodinida; Philodinidae. The record is from the annotation of a GenBank genome assembly.
AUGCCAGUACACGAGCUAUUACGUGAAGCCGUGUUACUUACGCUUAUUCGUGGAAGUGAACGUAUUGAUAGAACAGCGAUUAUAACUGCUCUCGGACAAAUUACUACCAUCACGAAUAUUGAUUCAUUAGGAAAUCUCGGCGAUUUGUCGGAAUGGUACGUAAUUUUUAAAACGAAAACUGCUCGUGAAGACGUUCUCAAGGUUCCUGAAUUGAAGAUUGGUGAUCAAACCUUUUUAAUUAGUGAACCAUAUAAACAUGUUAAAAUCGUUCGUCUAUUAAAUUUACCUACAUCAGUACCUGAUGAGGAUAUUCGAACCAUUGCAUCCAAUUGGGGCGGCGUCGUUUUAAGCGUUGAUGCUGAAAGAUUGCCACGUCCCUUCGAAGCAAUCAAAUCCUUCGUACGCCGCGUUCGUAUACGUCUUCCAUCUCGUCAGGAUGAGAAUAAAGUUCCAAUCUCAUUUCGAUUUGGCGGAUUUAACGUCACGGUACAAUUGGAAGGUCGUGAAAAGGUAUGUUACCGGUGCAAAUUAGCCGGACAUAUCAAAGCUGAAUGUACGGCUUUGAAGUGUCAAAAGUGUUAUGAAGUAGGUCAUGAUGACCCAAGCUGUCAGCAGAAAUGA